Molecule: messenger RNA, 1635 nt
Organism: Carassius gibelio (silver crucian carp)
Lineage: Eukaryota; Metazoa; Chordata; Actinopteri; Cypriniformes; Cyprinidae
Product: N-acyl-aromatic-L-amino acid amidohydrolase (carboxylate-forming) B
Exons: 8
Coding region: 242-1186 (314 amino acids)
Molecular function (GO): aminoacylase activity; hydrolase activity, acting on ester bonds
Source: RefSeq, a predicted model, not a curated record
AUGAAAGUCGGGCAGGAGCCAGUUCUGUGGUCCUCUCAUUUGUCAUGUUUAUCCUUCCCCCAUUGAUUUUCUUCCACACACCCUUUCUUUUUAGUGCAUGUAUGAGUCAGCAAACGCCUGCUUCAUGCUGGAGCUUCAGUGGAAGUAAAGGUCAUGUGUGGAAGAUGAUCCAGGGCCGGUGACUGAAGCAGACAGAAAAGAAGGUCGAGUUCUACAUAUCAUCUAGAACUACAAAUCAUAAAUGGCGUUCGUGUUCCUGCCAGCACUGGCUCGUAUGGCCGUGUGUGGCGGCACCCAUGGGAACGAGCUGUCCGGUGUGUAUGUUGUGCAGGAGAUGGAGCGACAGCGGAAAGAGAAGGGAGAGGGUGUGUGGCCGAUUCCUGUAACAACUGUGCUGUCAAACCCAAGGGCUGUGAAAGAGUGCAGAAGAUACAUUGACACGGAUAUGAACCGCUGCUUCAACAGAGACACGCUGAGUUGUCCUAUUACAGACAGCAGCCCGUAUGAAGUCCGGCGUGCUCAGGAACUGAACAAUCUGCUGGGGCUGAAAGAAUCCACCGAUGCAACAGACAUGAUCUGUGACCUUCAUAACACCACGUCCAACAUGGGCGUCACACUCAUCCAUUACACGACCAGUGACUGGGUGACCCUGCACAUCUGCAAAUACCUACAGACUAAGAUAACCAAGGUUCCUGUGAGAGUGCUGGUACUGGAUUUCCCGAUUAGUGAUUCUUAUUCCUUGGAGUCUGUGUCCAAGCAUGGCUUUACUCUAGAGGUCGGGCCGCAGCCGCAUGGUGUCAUCAGAGCUGACAUCUAUAACAUUAUGAAAGAGGCCGUCGACUUGACAAUAGACUGGAUCCACAAAUUCAACUCAGGAACGGUGUUUGAAGGCGGGGAUGUAGAAGCCUUUAAGCUAAUCAAAAGUGUUGAUUAUCCCAGAGAUCCAGAGACUCGGAGUCUCACUGCUGCCAUUCAUCCUCAGCUGCAGGACAAAGACUUCUGUCUUCUCAAGCAGGGAGACCCUUUAUUUUUGUCAUUUUCUGGAGAAACUGUGAACUACAAGGAAGAAGAGACACUUCAUCCUUUCUUUAUCAAUGAGGCUGCUUACUAUGAAAAGGGUAUAGCUUUUCACUUGGGAAAAAAGAUAAUGCUGAAAAUUCCAGCGGUGCGAGUGCAGAAAGACUGAAGGAUGAGAAAGGAAAAUAUAUUAAAUUCAGCGCGAUUACCACCAUCAAUCAGUUGAUUUCACCAAAAUGCUUUUGACAGUCACUUGUAACUCAGGUAUAUGCUAUGUACUUAUUUGUAGCUAUAUGACAAUGAAUGGCUCAUUUAUCUGCUUCUAAAACACGAGCAACAGCAUUUUGGAUGCAAAGAUAUUUAUUGUGACCAGCAAAAUGUUCACAUGACGUGAACGUGUACAAAAAUGUAUAAAAAAGGCAAACGGUCUGAAGUAUUGACUUUAUAAUGAUGUCACAGUGGAGUGUGAGGUAUCCUCUUGACUGUAUUGCUCAUAUGCUGUUGCUCUCGCCUGAUUUCUUUGAGAAAAUAGAGCCUCUCAUGGACUCGAAAUAAAAAGACAAAACAAAAAGCACUCGAAAAAAAUGUGACCUCAAGUAUUACAACACACAGAAUAAA